AUGAACCUACAUCAAAGGGAAGCAACAGAGAUCUAUUGUGAUAACAUGCUUGCUGUUGUAAUUGCAAAGAAUCCUGUCUUCCAUGGUAGAACCAAACAUUUUAGCAUCAAGCUACAUGUGGUAAGGGAGAUAGAACAAGCUCGAGAGGUGGAGUUGAUUUAUUGCAAUUCAGAGGAACAAGUUGCUGAUAUCUCCACAAAAGCCCUUAGAGUGUCAAGGUUUAUCAAACUAAGAAAGCAAAUGGGAUUGGGAGAGUACAAGGGGUACGCCGAGUUCACCGAAACAAAGGUCGUGAGCCCAAAUGCAAAAUUCGAAGUGGAGUUUGCUAAAGAUGGGCUGGUGCACAUAAGGAGCUGUACCACCAACAAGUACUUGAAGCGAACUCAUAAUCCUUCCAUCACCGGAAAACCAAAUGAGGAGUAUUGGAUUACUAUAACCGCCGAUAAGCCGCAAGAAGACCAAUCCAAGGAGUCAUGCACAUUGUUCAAGCCUAUCUUUGAAGACCCUGUAUAUGAAAAUUGUCGAUUUGUCCAUGUUCAAUCUGGAUGCUAUUUAUACUUAUGGCCAUUGGCUACAUCGGAACUCGGUCGUGGAGUGUUGGCAAACAAGAAUCAUGUUGCGGUUAAUGGCGAUGAUAUCUUCGAAGUUAUUGAUUGGGAGUCGUUGGUGAUUCUGCCCCGGUACGUUGCUUUCAAAGGAAACAAUGAUAUGUUCCUUCGUCUUACCCAGGUCGAGGGUCACCCAUAUUUAGAAUUCUCGGGUGCGGAUGUCGGUGCUGGAUCUGUGCCAAUGGAAGUUUUUUAUAUGAAGAAUGGAGACAUCCGGAUCAUGCCGCUUUCUUCCGAUCGGUUCUGGAGGCGUAGCCCGAAUUGGAUUUGGGCGGAUUCUAAUGACACUGAAGGAACCAAUAAGGACACUUUGUUUAGUGCCUUCAAAGUCGACAGCAAGACCAUAGCUCUGCUCAACUUGGGCAACAAUAAUUUCUGCAAGCGCCUCACGACCGAGGGAAAGACGAAUUGCCUUAAUGCAGCCGUCCCUUCUAUAACAAGAGAAGCCUUCUUAAUGGUUCAAGAGCCUGUGUUGUCAAGGCAGAUUUAUAAUCUCCGAUACGAUAUUGAAAAUGCUCGAGUCUAUAACGAAAUAGUCCGUGUUGUGGCGAAUAAUUCUGCCAUUAACCGUACCACUCAAGCCAGCACACUCGAUGUGAAACUUUCUUAUACGGAGACCAGUACCAGUACUUGGCUAGCUUAUUUUACGUUAGGCCUUGAAACCAAAGCCACCUUCCAAGUAGGGGUUCCAUUAAUCGGUAAAGCGGGAGUCGAAAUAUCUUCCAAAUACGAAACAGGAAUCGAGUGGGGAGAGACCAAGACGACAGUCACCAUGAUGGAAGUUAACCACCAAGUUCAAGUGCCACCGAUGACUAAGGUGACGGUGUAUCUAUUGAUGUCCCAUGGCGUGUGUGAUGUUCCCUUCGUAUUCACUCAAAGAGAUACUCUUUAUAAUGGGAACGUUGUCACAACUGAUGUCAUUGGUAACACUUACACUGGUGCUAAUUACUACAAUAUCCAAUAUGAUACCAAAGAAGAACCUCUCACCUCUUGA
Molecule: messenger RNA, 1602 nt
Organism: Gossypium arboreum
Lineage: Eukaryota; Viridiplantae; Streptophyta; Magnoliopsida; Malvales; Malvaceae
Exons: 2
Coding region: 1-1602 (533 amino acids)
Source: RefSeq, a predicted model, not a curated record